Diversispora eburnea is the source of this 390-nucleotide messenger RNA. The record is from the annotation of a GenBank genome assembly. NCBI's taxonomy places the organism in Eukaryota, Fungi, Glomeromycota, Glomeromycetes, Diversisporales, Diversisporaceae.
AUGUCAAUUUUUAAUGAUAGAAAUGUAAAUGGGAAAAAGGUCCUAUUUCCUAUUUUUCCUUUAAUUGAAGUACGAAUUCAGCAACUUGAAAUUUAUCUUACUUAUGGAACAACUGCAAUGGAUUUUGCCUAUAAUAAAUUUUCUAUUCAUUUUUCUAAUCAUCCUUCUCAAUCACUUUUUAAGACAGUUCGUUUUUUUGAUCCACACUAUUUGAAAUUAUCUUUAUCAAAUCGUGAUAUUCAAAAAUAUAGUUUUAAUAUUCCACAAUUAUUAAAUCCAUCUAUAGAACUUCUGCAAGAAUGUGAGAUUGCAUUUGAUUAUAUGUGGUUACCUAUUUCUUCUUGUGCUGUAGAAUGGAGUUUUUCAGUUUACAAUAAUAUUCUUAGUUGA